CGUGACCUCGUACGUCCUGACGUCACAAGCAGCAGCGUCAUAUCCGACGUCGCCCAGCGCCACAGUCCAGAGCUGAGGAGAACUAAAAUGGCGUCCGGUGCCAUUUCAGCGGAGACCAAGAAAAUAACUGAGUUGCGCGUCGUUGACCUUAAAAGCGAGCUGAAGCGUCGGAACCUGGACGUUACCGGGGUGAAGCACGUCCUUAUUGCGCGCUUAAAGCAGGCAUUAGAAGAGGAAGGCGCCGAUCCAGAAAACAUUGAGACCUUUUCGGCCGACCUGACUGCCAGGAAGAAUGCGAAAUCGAAAGGAAAGAGGAACGACUCGGAUGUUGACACCGCGAUGGAAGAGGACACGUUUUCCAAGGAGCCUGAAGAGGAAGAAUCUGAGAAAGAUGUAACUGAUACUGAUGAUGCUACUCGCGAAAAUACUAAAUCCUUCUCCGACGGGGACGGCCUCGCCGAGCCCGAGUCUGAGAUUGAGGCCGAGAUUGAGGCAGAGCUGGAGCCUGAUCUUGAGGCCGAGGCAGAAGUCGAACCCGAAGCUGCAGCGAUGGAAGGCUCGGAGAGCGAAGCCGCUCCUGAACCUGGCAGAGAGGUCGAAGAUGAUAACAUAUCCGUCACCAUCCAAGCUGAAGAUGCAAUCACGCUGGAUGUGGAUGGCGACGACCUCCUGGAAACAGGUAAACAUGUGAAACUUCCAGAUUCUGAGGCUGACAAGGGCUGCGAGGAGUCGGAAACCUCUGCCGAGACGAGGCAGGAGGCAGACUCGAUGGCCGAACUAAAGGACGGCCACAAAGAUAGUAAGAGAGACGACGGCCCGAAGACUGAUGCCACCAAGAAGGACGGCAGGGAGGCCUUGAAAAAAGCCGAAACGGGAGACAAAGAAAAGGAUUCUGGGAAGAAAGGCCCCUCUUCUGCUGGGGCAGCAGGUCAAGCAAAGAGUGCGUUAAAAGACCGAGAUGGGAAGAACACGAAGGAUGAAAAAGCAGGAAACAACAGCAGCGCUAGCUCUACUCGUAACCUGUGGGUGAGUGGCCUGUCGUCCAACACCAAAGCGGCCGAUUUAAAGAACCUUUUUGGAAAAUAUGGAAAGGUUUUUAGCGCCAAAGUGGUCACCAAUGCUCGCAGCCCAGGAGCUAAAUGCUAUGGCUUAGUGACCAUGUCCUCUAGUGUUGAAGUGGCACGAUGCAUAUCCCAUCUGGACGGCACUGAGCUCCAUGGACAGCAGAUAUCCGUGGACAGGGUUAAAAGCGACCCUUUUAAGAAGGACUCUAAAAAGGAAGCGGAGGAUAAAACGGGGUCUAACAAAACAUCAGGCGAGAAACGCAUCUCUACCGGGCUGAAGACCGCCAACAAGACUCAGACCUCCUCCAAAAAGGAAGAGAAGAAACCAGCUGAGAAGGAUGGCAAAGAAUCUUCCAAGAAACAGGAAUCCAAGAACACCAAGUCCGACGCUCCGAGCUCUUCAAGCUCGGCUUCCGAUUUCAAGAAGGACGAGAAGAAGCAUGGAAGGAAGAGUCCAGGGAAGAUGCUCAUGCUGGACCAGUCUAAAAACCAGCAGGGCUUCAACAAACCUCGGCUGCCUUUUAGAAGAGGAGGGAGGUUCGACAAGCCUGCUGCUCCUAAUAUGAUGAACAGACGUCCUCGGUGGCUCAUUCCACCUGAGCAGAUAGAAGCGAUGAAGAAAGAAAGGCCUUUUCCCAACAAAGGUGGGAACAAAGACAUCCUUCCCUUCGAGAAAAUGAAGGAACAGCGCAUGCGUGAGCGCAUGGUUCAGAUGGAAAAAGCCCGCCGGGCCAUGGCACUGCGCAGGCGGCGCGAGAUGGCAGAGCGCAGGGAGCGCGAGCGGCUGCGGGUAAUGCGCGAGCGCGAGGAGAGGGAGAACCUGAUGCGUGAACGCCAGAGGCUGGAGAUGGAGAGGCAGAAACUGGAACGCGAGCGCAUGGAGCGGGAACGCUUGGAGAGAGAGAGGAUCCGUAUAGAACAGGAGAGACGGAAGGAGGCGGAGCGUCUGGCUCGGGAGCGGGAGGAGCUGAGGAGGCAACAAGAACAGCUACGAUAUGAGCAGGAGAAACGCAACAACCUGAAAAGGGGUCGUGAUGUGGACCACAGGAGGGAUGACUCUUACUGGAACGGCAAUAAGAAGAUUCAGCCCGACUCAGAGGGCCGUAUCAGCCAAGCCUCAGACUACAGCGGCAGGCAGCAGAGCCGCUUCAGCGACUUCAGCUCCAGAGACAGAACACGGUUCCCAGACAGUACCCCUGUCCAGCCCAACAAUUUUGACAGGCGAAAUCGAUUCGACAGCGAACCCGAGGCCAAGAAGACUCGCCCAGACCCGCGGCGCGAAAGUUCCGGGUUCGAGCGAUACCCUAAAAACUUCGACGCCGUGCGCCGGGCCGAGCCUCCUCCCCCUUCGGGGCGCGCCGAUCUUCGCGACACGGACCGGAGAGACAUCCGAGACCGGGAUGAACGCCGGCCCGUGUCGAUGCCUGACCGACCAGCAGGGGGCAGAGCGGCUCCUCCGGCUAUGAGCCACUCGGCCAGAGACACGGGUCACACCGGCUGGAAAAAUGAUGGCGGCAUCAGCAAUAAACCAUCUGACGUCAGGGGAGCAGUACGGAUCCGGAGCCGAGACGGACCUGGCCCUAACAUGAGGGGCGCGUCUUCGGCCAAUCGCGGCAGAGUCGGCUUCAGUAGCCGAGAUGGAGGCAGACCCACGGUCAUGAGCGACCAGCAUUUCAGCAGCGGGAGGCAGGUGGUGGUGGAGCGGCACAGUCGGGAUCAGGGGCCCAGGAAGGAGUGGCACGGCAGCGGCUCUCAGAGCGGAGGAUUCCCUGAUAACCGGCGCAUGGGAGAAAGUCGGCCUGCCAUGAUGGCGCCACAUUCCAGCCAUUCCUCCAGCGGCAUGAACAGGAUCGUCCAGAUCACGAAUGUCCCGAUGAGUGGCGGCGGCGGCAGCAGCAGCGGAUUCAAACCCUUCAAAGGAAGGUUCUAGCGCAAACAGGAGGAAAUUUUAUAACUUAAUUUUUUUUUUUGAUGUUUUUAAAAUGAAUGGACUUUUUUUUUUUUUUUUUUUUUUUUUUUGUAUAAACCCUUGUUAAGCUAAACGUAGGACUUGUUACUCGGCUUUUCUUCUGUAAGCCGUGCACAGAAGUGUUCUCGCGCUGUACAGGCAGCUUGUGCGGUCGGAGUCGUUUCCUUCCUUCUUUUUUUCUUUGUGUAUUUAAAAUGUUUGCGGGGGGGGGGGCAGAGACUUUAAGACUCGCCUGCUUACGUUUUGUCUAGUGUUUAAUCGAUCAGCUGCGACGCUCAUUUCCAUUUUAAAUUCUGUAAGGGCUUGUUUAAGAGCAGAUAAUCGUGUGUGUGUGAGCGAGAGUGAAGAUGGAGAACGCAGAAGUAGGCAGCACAGUACUGGAGAACUCCUGAGGAACUGUGUGUGUGUGUGUGUGUAGCAGUAGACAUGAGGUGUGUGUUCUUCCUGUUUUUCCACAACGCUCUGGAUUUGCCUCUACAGGUUGUUAAAGUGUUUGUAUUCUGGGUCAGAGCACUAAAAUACAUUUUGCUGUGAAGUAACAUGA
Messenger RNA from Silurus meridionalis, 3577 nucleotides. It is a transcript of the gene sltm, whose product is annotated as SAFB-like, transcription modulator. Gene Ontology annotation, molecular function: RNA binding; sequence-specific DNA binding. Gene Ontology annotation, cellular component: nucleus. Gene Ontology annotation, biological process: regulation of mRNA processing; regulation of transcription by RNA polymerase II. NCBI's taxonomy places the organism in Eukaryota, Metazoa, Chordata, Actinopteri, Siluriformes, Siluridae. The record is from RefSeq and is a predicted model, not a curated record.